This is a messenger RNA of Menidia menidia (Atlantic silverside), 1464 nucleotides long. The record is from the annotation of a GenBank genome assembly. NCBI's taxonomy places the organism in Eukaryota, Metazoa, Chordata, Actinopteri, Atheriniformes, Atherinopsidae.
AUGAAAACUGCAGAGGGGUUAUGCAAUGGCUGGGCCACACUCUCCAGCCUGGUCUGCACCUGCCCUCCAGGCCUGGCUCUGCUCAGCACUCGGCCUCCACGUGAAGAGUCCGGAGCCAAACGAGAGGCAGACAAACCCUCUCUUCAAAGACUCCUGAGGCUGGACUGUGAUGGGAGGGAGGGUGUGACAGAGGCAAAUAAAUUGCGAGCGUCCACGUCGGAGCAGCUUGAUCCAACAGGUUUCACCAUGGAGUUGAGAGGAGUGUGCGUGCUGCUGGGAGUGCUGCUGCUCAUCGACAGCUCCUGUCUACAGCAGACUACAGCUAAGAAGAGGCCGGUAAAGAAAGAUACAUCAAAGGAUGUUGCCGUUGUGGAGCUGCAGAGACAGAUCGACGACAUCAUACAGGAGCUCAACCUGCUGAAGGAGCAACAGGCCCUGCAAACAGUCUGUUUAAAAGGUAUAAAGAUCCACAGAAAGUGCUUUUUGGCUGACCCUACAAGGAAAAGCUAUCACGCUGCCAGUGAGGACUGCAACGCCCUGGGCGGGAACCUCGGCAUGCCCACGUCCAGCGAGGAGAACGCUCAGCUCCGGGACUACGUCCGCCAGAGCAUCGGGCCAGAUGAACAGGUCUGGCUGGGUUUCCACGACAUGACCUCCGAGGGCAUGUGGAUGGAUCAGAACGGCCACACCAUCACGUACAAAAACUGGGACACCUCCAACUUCAGGUCCCCACAGCCAGAUGGAGGCAAGUCUCAAAACUGCGCCGUCCUGUCCGGGGCCUCACAGGGGAAGUGGUCUGAUGAGAACUGCCGGGAGGAGAAGCCCUCCAUCUGCCAGUUCAACAUCAUCUGAUCCCAUUUAUAUGAUAAAGCUGCUUUGUGUACGCGUGUUUAUGUAUUUUCGUGCAAUCCUGCUGCCUGCUACUCUAAACAGUUUAGACCAGUGGUUCUCAAUGGUAUCAGGACCAGAGGGAAAGCAGAGGUCACAGUUAGUUACAUGAGAGGGUUGUUUAUGGACAAAAGUGAUGUGCUGGUAUAUCAUUUGCAGCAUUCUUUGUGGCCACAAUAAAGCGGAGAGCAACUCAAUUCAGUCUGGAGUAAAGGACUGUGGGAACAUUGCAGUCCUCAGCCGUUUCAAGCAUUUUUGUCAAUAGAAAAAAAAAAUCAAAAUAUUUCAGAGGCCUAUUGAUACAAUAAAAUGCCAUUUUUAUAUUAAAAGUCGGUGAGUUGGUGCUGGCACUGAUCACAAAUGUAAAAAAAGGGGGUGUAACUGGUUGGGAACCACUGAUUUAAACUUCACUUUGUGACAAAAGUCACACAAAGCUACAAUCAUGACCAAUAUUGCUACUUUUUUUAAAAACAUAAUCUUCAAUUAUUCCCAUUUGCUGAGUUUCUUGUCUCUUGUAACGUCUAGCCUGACAUAAUGUAACCUUUAAAAUGACUUUCAAUAAACUAUGAACAUCCA